Molecule: messenger RNA, 1162 nt
Organism: Harmonia axyridis
Lineage: Eukaryota; Metazoa; Arthropoda; Insecta; Coleoptera; Coccinellidae
Product: lymphokine-activated killer T-cell-originated protein kinase
Exons: 2
Coding region: 113-1048 (311 amino acids)
Biological process (GO): protein phosphorylation
Molecular function (GO): ATP binding; protein kinase activity
Source: RefSeq, a predicted model, not a curated record
UAUGGUUAGAAGCAGCUCAUUUGACAUUUUCAAAUUUAAUAACGGUCAGUUUACAUUAGUUACAUUUUGAAUGUAAAGUAAACAAAAAACGGAAAAUAAGAAAAUCAUUGAAAUGGAUAACGCACUAACUACACCAGUUAGAAAUAAACCUGCAAAAAGAUUUUUGAUUCCAGAAUCUCCUUUUUUGAAGAAAAUUGGAUUUGGUACAGGUGUGUGUGUUUAUGAGUACCAAAGAUCACCAUUGGCAGCCAAAAUAAGAUCACCAUGGGCUAUAAAAAAAGUGACCAAACAUAAACAAGGAAGUAUAUCAUUAAAUGAGCGCCUCAAAUGGGAAGCUGAAAUUUUAAGAAAGUUGAAACAUCCAAAUAUUGUUGGCUUUCGGGCUCACUUAAGAUCAAAAAAAGGGGAUAUUUUGGCAAUGGAAGAAUUGUCGACAUCUCUAGGGAAUUUAAUAGAAGAAAAAAGAGACGGUGGAGAUCUAACUCCGUAUUCUAAAGACAUUAUUAUAAAAGUUAGUCUUGACAUUAGUAGUGCACUCAAUUAUUUACAUAAUAAUGCUUUAAUUUUACACUGUGAUAUAAAGUCUUUCAAUAUUCUUGUGAAAGAUUAUUUUGAAAUAUGUAAACUGUGUGACUUUGGUGUAUGUUUACCAUUAAAGAAGGAUGGAACAGUGGAUGAUAUCAAGGCAGGAGAUGAAUAUGAGUAUAUUGGUACUCCGAUGUGGAUGGCUCCCGAACUUAAUAAAUAUCCACAGGAAAUAAGCGUUAAAGCAGAUAUUUAUUCAUUUGGACUUGUAUUACAGGAGAUGUUAACUUUAACUGUACCAAUAAGAGAAGAUAUGAUUAGUUUAAUGGACAAUGAAGAUGGAGAAUCUUGUAAUUUUGAAACUGGAGAUGAUUCAUUAGAAUAUCCCAACAUUGAUACUGAAAUAUAUGGAGAUAUAAUAGAUUUGAUAGAUAUAUGCACUUCUGAUGAUCCAAACGAAAGACCAAAUUCAGAAAAAUUGGAAAUUAUGUUAAAGCAAUUGACAGUUCAAAAAAAUAUUUAAUUGUAUUUUGUUACUGUAUUAUAAAAAAAAUUAAUUUAAGAAUGGAAUUUUUAUAAUUUUUCAUAGUAAAGUCAAUGUUAUAUGUGAAAAAUAAAUUAUUAUUUUAGAUAGAAU